AUGGCAGAGAAUAAAGUCGAAAUGUCAACUGAAACCACUGUUCAAAAUAGUGGCAAUGCGCCUUCUCAGCAGAAUAACCCACUGUCUAGGAAACUCAAUAAAAUUCUGGAGACCAGGCUAGAUAAUGACAAGGUAAGACCAAGUCGAGUCCUCCCAGGUUUCAUUGAUGCAAAUGACUGGUAAAAUCUCAACGCUAGCUAGGAGCAGCGCAUAUUGCACUUGAGAUCUCCUAUCUAGCAAGCUAACCUUAGUAGCUAAUUGAUUUCUGUAUUUAAUUUUAUAUUUAAUUCCUAAUUGUACCAUAAUUUUACCAUUAGUAAUGACGUCUUUUUAUAAGCAGCAACGGAGGCUAACUCCGCCAUGGCUCGUUGGUCAAAGCCUAUGCCACGGGGAAAUGAAUGUUGUUUUUGGAUAAACGCCUAAAAUAAGGUCUAUGGUAAAAUCGUAUAAGUUUUGUUCAUCAACUAACGUCACUUUGUGAAUUUUUAAGCAUUUAUGUAAUCAAAACAAGAACAUAAGCUUCAUAAUUCAUAAAGGUAAUGUUAACUGACUGAUAUUAUCGCAUAGAACAAGAUCUCUUCGGUGUUUAUCCAAAACCCCUCCAAAAAACCCAUUCAUUUCCCCCAUAGGCUUUGACCAACGAACCAUGACUAACUCAUUUCAGUUUUUUAGGACUACAAACUGGCGAGCGCUACUACAUUAGUAAUAGAAACGGCAUGUCAUUUAUUUGCCAGCUUUAGCUGAUCCCUGAUCCAGUAUUAGCCAACGUCGCAAUGAUAACAUCCCUCUUGUGUUGUAGGAGAUGUUGGAGGCUCUGAAGGCUCUCUCGGUGUUCUUCACAGAGAACAGUCUUCGGACCCGUCGGAACCUGCGGGGGGACAUUGAGAGACGGAGCCUGAACAUCAACGAAGAGUUCGCCAGGAUAUUUAAAGAUGUCAAAGAGGUAGCUAGCUAGCUAACGUUUAACUAGACUUCAGACUACAGGGGACUGAAUGCAUAUGCCUUUAAAGCACUUUGUUAUACAUGAUGUGAAAUCAGCUAACAAUAUGUGAAAUCAGCUAGCAAUAUGUGAAAUCAGCUAGCAAUAUGUGCGUGCUUCAAUCAGCUAAAUCCGACUUCAUCUCUUCAAAUUACGUGAUUUAGUUGAUAUUACAUGGACCUUUUGAAAUUCGAAAUAAAGUUAGCGACCAAACUGCCAUGUGGGCGGAAGUUGUGUUAGCCGCCAUUUUUAAACCUGGUGUGUCAUUUCCGGCGGCGUUUAAAAAGGUAUAAUUACAUUGCACUUCAGUUCACGCUAGCUAGCUAGUACAAUGCGGUGUUGUAGUCUAGUCACUAAACCUCUAGUCAAGUCCCAAGUCCCCUGUGCUCGACUCACGAGUCCCUAUGGCUGAAGGUCGAGUCACCAAUGGUCGAGUCACGAGUCGGUUAAGAGUCCAUCAAUUUAUGCUAGUCUUAUUAUGCAAUUGUUUCUUGUCGCCACCAGAUGGCAGUAUAUUGCCACGCUCUCAUAAAAAUCCCCCAACUAAUUUACUAUUCAUCACUACCUCACAAGUUCUACCUCACAUAAAUGAAUGGUAAGUCUGGCUCUCAGUUACUUUUUUGUAAUUGCCCACAGAUAUUUGUGUAGGUUUUUUUGUUGCAGAGUGAAAACUAAAGGGAGACUUGUCAGAACUGGCUAUGGGAUGCAGUGGGCAAAGUGGGAGGUUAGAGUGAGAUGACAAAUGUUUCAUUUUCUGGGUGUAUUUUACCCCCUUUUUCUCCCCAAUUUCGAUCUUGUCUCAUCGCUGCAACUCCCCAACGCGCUCGGGAGGCGAAGGUCGAGUCAUGCGUCCUCCGAAACAUGACCCGCCAAACCGAGCUUCUUAACACCCGCCCGCUUAACCCGGAAGCCAGCCGCACCAAUGUGUAGGAGGAAACACCAUUUACUUGACGACCGAGGUCAGCCACAAGGAGUCGCUAGAGCGCGAUGAGCCAAGUAAACCAGCUGACGUAUGCGGAGUGUGCCGGGUGUGGUCCGGGUGUGGUGCGUCCUUCCCACUGCUAGAGAACAGAACCCAGCGCUGCUAAUAUUCUGUUUAUCAUGGUAGCCGAUUCAGUUCCAGUAGUCGGCGUGAUCAAACACACAUCCUUUAGUAGGGUGCAGGGGCCGAAAAUAGAGCCUGCACGCUCAUAAAGCCCCUUUUUUUUUUUAUAUCCAGUUCAAGUGCAAAUACAAUUCACUAGUCCGAGUCACCAUUGGUCGAGUCACAAGUCAUGAAAAUCAGUCCGAGUCCUGGACUCGAGUACUACGACACUGGUACAGUGUAAUACAAAUAGCUAGAUGGCUACUUGCUUGUUCAAUUCUGCAAGAAGCCCUGAUAACCUUUGCAGGCUUGAUUGAUUGACUGACUGUCUGUUUGACUGACUGACUGAUUGACUGACUGUCUGUUUGACAUGUUUUUGCUUUCUCCUAGGAGCUUGAGAGCGUGCAGGAGGACGUCCAGGCCAUGAGCACCUGCUGUGGAGAGAUGACCAGUAGAUUGAAGGUAUCUAGCUAA
Coregonus sp. 'balchen' is the source of this 2537-nucleotide messenger RNA. NCBI's taxonomy places the organism in Eukaryota, Metazoa, Chordata, Actinopteri, Salmoniformes, Salmonidae. The record is from the annotation of a GenBank genome assembly.